Penicillium vulpinum is the source of this 348-nucleotide messenger RNA. RefSeq names its product LYR motif-containing protein. NCBI's taxonomy places the organism in Eukaryota, Fungi, Ascomycota, Eurotiomycetes, Eurotiales, Aspergillaceae. The record is from RefSeq and is a predicted model, not a curated record. Bases 1 to 348 code for a protein of 115 amino acids. Gene Ontology annotation, biological process: mitochondrial respiratory chain complex III assembly. The transcript has 3 exons.
AUGGCCACCUCCACUGCCGCUGCCGCUAAGAGCGCAUAUCGCCAACUUCUCCGGUCCACCCGGGUUGUCUUCCACAAUGAUCUCCCAGUCCUCAUGGCUGCACGCCAGGAAGCGCGCGAGAAUUUUGAGAAGAACCGUCGCCCAGCCGUCGACACUGGAAUGCAAAUCAACCAUGCGAUCGAGGUUGCAAAUAUCCUGCGCCACAACAUCGUCCAAGGCUCGAGGGAGCAGGGAGAUGAAUCUGCUAAGUGGGAACUCAAUAUCCACGAGCAGAUCGAACGCGGUGAUAACGAAUCUAUCAAAAUCGGCGAUCAGGAUGUGAAGAUUCAUAAGGCUUGCUCGUCAUGA